Molecule: messenger RNA, 1609 nt
Organism: Solanum lycopersicum (tomato)
Lineage: Eukaryota; Viridiplantae; Streptophyta; Magnoliopsida; Solanales; Solanaceae
Source: RefSeq, a predicted model, not a curated record
GUGUCACAUACGAAACAUUAAGAACCAAAGUGUACACUUUCCUCUUAAACCCAAAAUCCUCCAUUGAUGUAAACAUUUCAAGAUUCUUUGAGAGAGAAAUCGAAGAACAGUGGCAUAAGGAAGUUGAAGAAUCCAAAGUUAAAGCAAAAAGAUGAAGAAUUUACCGGUGUUUUUGAUGGGUUGUGGAGGAGUUGGCCGUCAAUUGCUUCAACAUAUUGUUUCUUGUCGAUCUCUUCAUGCCAAGCAGGGGGUGCAUUUGCGAGUUGUGGGUGUGUGUGAUAGCAAAUAUCUGGUGGUUGUAGCUGAUGUUCUCACUGCAGAAUUGGAUGAUUCAUUUCUUCUUGAAGUUUGUCGUGUCAAAUCCAAUGGCUCUUCAUUGCAGACUCUUGUAAAUUCUGGUGUAUGCCAAGUGUUUUCUGGUCCAGAAGUUAUACAAAAAGUAGUUGAUAUUGGACGUCUUGGCAAAUCAACAGGUUUAGCAUUUGUUGAUUGUUCAGCUAGUGCUGAGACUAUUGGAGUGCUAAACCAGGUUGUAGAUUUUGGUUGUUGUGUGGUGCUGGCUAACAAGAAGCCUCUUACUGUGCCAAUGGAGGAUUAUGAUAAGUUGGUGUCACAGCCCCGUCGCCUUAGACAUGAGUCAACUGUUGGUGCUGGCCUUCCUGUCAUAGCAUCCUUAAAUCGCAUAAUUUCAUCAGGAGACCCUGUCUACCGUAUUAUUGGGAGUUUGAGUGGUACCCUGGGGUAUGUAAUGAGUGAGGUUGAGGAUGGAAAGCCAUUAAGCCAAGUCGUUAAUGCUGCUAAAAGCCUUGGUUACACUGAACCAGAUCCUCGGGAUGAUCUAGGUGGUAUGGAUGUAGCAAGAAAGGCUCUCAUUAUUGCUCGGCUCCUUGGACGGCGUUUAAACCUAGAUAAUAUGAAGAUUGAAAGCUUGUAUCCUGAAGAAAUGGGACCAGAUGUGAUGCCUCUGGAAGACUUUCUAGUGAAUGGCCUUCCCUUACUUGAUCAGAAAAUUGAAGAUAGGAUUAAACAAGCUUCUGCAAAUGGGAAUGUUCUGCGCUAUGUUUGCUUGAUUGACGAGGCGAGAUGUGAAGUUGGCAUCCAAGAAGUUCCAAAAGAUUCUGCAUUGGGAAGAUUAAGAGGAAGUGAUAAUGUGGUGGAAAUAUACAGCCGUUGUUACGAGAAACAACCUUUGGUUAUCCAAGGUGCUGGAGCAGGAAAUGAACCUUGCAACAUUUUGACUACUAGUACAUCUCAACAUUCAUCACAAGACAAUUGACUGAAUCCCGUGAAAACUUGCUCUAAGUACAUCAAAAGCAGCCAGGCCUCACGCCAUUUUGACUUGUACUAUACAACCUGACAGGACAAUCGCAAAAGAAAAUAUGUAAUCACUAGUACAUCUCGACAUACAACAUAUUCAAUGUAAUUUCACAAGUGAUAUUUUGGAAAGAUAGGAUAUACACAAACUAAAAUUAUAUAUAUAUAGAGAGAGUGUUUUUAGAGUUGCACCCUUGUGCUUGAUAAAAUACAGAAUCUUAUGUAUAAAAAAUUACAACAGGUCAUUUCUAUAUCAUUUAACAUCUAAUAAAGCAUCUUGUCUCAGUUGGUGAAA